Hemicordylus capensis (graceful crag lizard) is the source of this 5219-nucleotide messenger RNA. RefSeq names its product ATP binding cassette subfamily B member 1 (gene ABCB1). Lineage: Eukaryota; Metazoa; Chordata; Lepidosauria; Squamata; Cordylidae. Gene Ontology annotation, cellular component: membrane. The transcript has 29 exons. The record is from RefSeq and is a predicted model, not a curated record. Gene Ontology annotation, biological process: transmembrane transport. Gene Ontology annotation, molecular function: ABC-type transporter activity; ATP hydrolysis activity; ATP binding. Bases 596 to 4462 code for a protein of 1288 amino acids.
UUGAAAAGCCAGGGACAUUGGCUUGUCAGGUGUUCCACAAAAGAGAAAAUUCUGCCAGGUGUGACUUUUCCCAUCAUUGCAGUACUAUGAUGAAGAGAACAGAACCUGGAGAAAUUCCCCAUUUAUACAACUAUUAGAUGUGCAGAAGAUCCUUUCAAGAGCUGGAUGAAGAAAUCUCUACAUGGCCAGAGAGCCCAAGAGGAGGGAAUGAGACACUGAAUUCUAAACAUAACCCUUCACUAGAGAAAGUGGAAGGAAUGUCUGGGUUGGAUUGCUUCCCAGCAAAGCACAGCAAAUAGAAGCUAAGGAAUAGAGAGCUGAAGGAAGGUAAUUAGAGUAGGACUGACACUAUUUUUAAUUGGACUGGUUCCUAUGCCUUUAAUAGCAGCCUGUGACACAGAAAUGGAGCAGGUGACAUGUUUUCCUCAUGUUAUCUCCAUGCCAGGAAAUGAUGAAAGUUCAACAAAAAGGCAGCAAUCCUAGGACAAGCAGGCAGUAGCCAGUCAUAUUUUCAGCUGUCAUCAACCACAACCAUUGCUACGGAACAACUUAUUAAGAAGAAACAAGAAAGAAAACAUCCUUUUGGAAAGCAGAAAUGGCAUCUGAAAGUGAAGCAAAGAAACAAAUGAAUGGAAAGUAUGAUGCUGCUGCUGAAACUGACAACAUUUCUCUGGCUGAAGGCAAAAGCAGGAAAGGAAAGGGGGAAAAAGAGAAGCCUAAUGUGGUCGGUACAUUUACAAUGUUUCGUUAUGCUGACUGGCUGGAUAUAUCACUCAUGAUCCUAGGCACUGUCUUCGCAGCCCUCCAUGGAGCUGCACUUCCAGUCAUGAUGGUUGUUUUUGGAAUUAUGACAGACAGCUUUGUUGGUUCAGCUCAUAAAGUUAUUCCUGUAAAUAUUACUACUUUUCUGAAUUCAACUUUUCCGAAUUCAACGUUAGAAGACGAAAUGACAAGAUAUGCAUACUAUUAUUCAGGAUUAGGAGCUGGUGUUCUUCUUGCUGCCUAUGUACAAAUUGCAUUUUGGACAUUGGCAGCUGGCCGUCAAGUCAAGAGAAUUAGGCAACAUUUUUUUCACGCCAUCAUGCGGCAGGAAAUUGGAUGGUUUGAUGUAAAUGAUGUCGGGGAGCUAAAUACCCGGCUUAUUGAUGACGUCUCCAAAAUCAAUGAAGGAAUUGGUGACAAAAUUGCAAUGCUAAUUCAGGGAAUAGCUUCAUUUCUAACAGGAUUUAUAGUUGGGUUCACUAAAGGAUGGAAACUGACUCUUGUCAUACUGGCAGUCAGUCCUGUACUGGGGCUUUCAGCUGGAAUUUGGGCAAAGGUCCUUUCUUCAUUCACCAACAAGGAGCUUGCUGCAUAUGCUAAAGCUGGAUCAGUAGCUGAGGAGGUUCUGUCAGCAAUCAGGACAGUGAUCGCUUUUGGAGGACAGGAGAAAGAAAUCCAAAGGUAUCAUAAAAAUUUGGAAGAUGCUAAAAACAUUGGAAUAAAGAAGGCUAUAACAGCCAACAUAUCCAUGGGAAUUGCUUUCUUUUUAAUAUAUGCAUCAUAUGCUUUGGCUUUCUGGUAUGGAGCUUCUUUGGUACUAUAUGAAGGUUACACCAUUGGCAAUGUCCUUACAGUCUUCUUUGCUGUGCUAAUUGGAGCAUUUAGCAUUGGUCAGGUGAGUCCAAACCUGGAGGCAUUUGCUGUUGCCAGAGGAGCUGCUUAUGCCAUCUUCAAUAUCAUAGACAAUGAGCCUAAAAUUGACAGUUAUUCAGAAACUGGCUACAAACCCGACAAGAUUAAUGGGAAUCUGGAUUUCCAAAAUGUUUCUUUCAACUAUCCUUCAAGGCCAGAUGUCCAGGUGUUAAAAGGCUUGAAUCUGAAAGUUAAAAGUGGUCAGACAGUAGCUCUGGUGGGCAGCAGUGGCUGUGGGAAAAGCACAACUGUCCAACUGAUACAGAGGUUUUAUGAUCCUUUGGAAGGCGUGGUUACCAUUGAUGGACAGGAUAUUAAGACCCUGAAUAUAAGGUAUCUGAGGGAGAUUAUAGGUGUGGUGAACCAGGAGCCUGUGCUGUUUGCUACCACAAUUGCAGAAAAUAUCCGAUACGGCCGUGAAGAUGUCACCAUGGAAGAGAUUGAAAAAGCUGUCAAACAGGCCAAUGCCUAUGGUUUCAUCAUGAAGUUGCCUCAGAAGUUUGAAACUAUGGUUGGAGACAGAGGGGCCCAGCUAAGUGGAGGUCAGAAACAGAGGAUAGCAAUUGCUCGAGCUCUUGUUCGUAAUCCCAAGAUUUUGUUACUUGAUGAGGCUACAUCAGCUUUGGAUACUGAAAGCGAAGCUGUGGUACAGACAGCCCUGGACAAGGCUAGAGAAGGUCGCACGACUAUUGUAAUCGCCCAUCGUUUGUCUACAGUCCGAAAUGCAGAUCUUAUAGCUGCUUUUGAAGAAGGUGUCAUCACGGAGCAAGGGAGCCAUAAUGAACUUAUGAAAAGGCAGGGGGUUUAUUUCAAACUUGUGAAUAUGCAGUCAAUCGAAACUGAGGUUCAGUCAGAAGAGAUGGACGAAAGUGAGCUCAGUGUUGAAAACAGCAAAUCAAAACAAGCAUUAGAACGCUCCUUAUCAAAUGGAGUGAGACGGCGUUCAACUCGCAGAAGCUUUAAAAACCCAGAAGAACAGGAAGAAGACCUUGAGGUGCAAAUUGUUCAGCCUGAUGAAAAUUUGCCCUCAGUUUCAUUUCUGAAGAUUAUGAAUUUGAAUAUAUCAGAAUGGCCGUAUCUUUUGGUGGGAACGUUUUCUGCAAUCAUCAAUGGAGCUCUGCAGCCUGCAUUUUCAGUAAUAUUCUCAGAAAUCAUUGGGCUUUUUGCAAGUAACGACAAACCUUAUGUAAGGGAAAAGAGCAACCUAUAUUCAUUGCUGUUCUUAGGACUUGGGAUCAUUUCCUUCAUAACUUUUUUUCUUCAGGGUUUCACAUUUGGCAGAGCUGGAGAGAUCCUUACAAUGAAGCUUCGCUACAUGGGAUUCAGAGCAAUCCUUAGGCAGGACAUUGGUUGGUUUGAUGACCCUAAAAACAGCACUGGAGCCUUGACUACAAGACUGGCUAAUGAUGCUUCCCAAGUAAAAGGCGCUACAGGAGCCAGGCUCGGUUUGAUUGCUCAAAACAUUGCAAAUCUUGGAACAGGGAUUAUUAUAUCACUUGUGUAUGGCUGGCAAUUUACUUUGUUAAUCUUGGCUGUUGUGCCCAUCAUUGCCGUAGCCAGUCUCAUUGAAAUGAGAAUGUUGUCUGGACAUGCAAAGCAAGAUAAGAAGGAACUGGAAUCUGCAGGAAAGAUCGCAACAGAAGCAAUAGGGAAUAUCCGAACAGUUGUUUCACUCACUCAGGAAAGAAAAUUUGAACAUAUGUAUGGACAAUACCUGCAUGGACCAUACAGAAAUUCUGUGAAGAAAUCACACAUUCAUGGGCUGACGUAUGCCCUUUCCCAAGCAAUCAUGUACUUUACCUAUGCAGCCUGUUUUCGAUUUGGUGCCUGGCUUGUGACAAAUGGGUACAUGGAGUAUAAGGCUGUUUUCUUAGUAUUCUCCUGCAUUGUCUUUGGUGCCAUGGCACUAGGACAGACAUCUUCAUUUACGCCAGACUAUGCCAAAGCCAAGAUAUCCGCAGCUCACAUGUUCAUGCUGUUUGAAAGAGUACCCUUAAUAGACAAUUACAGUGUGAAUGGACUGAUGCCUGAGCGUUUUAGUGGCAAUGUAGAAUUUAAGGACGUGGCCUUCAACUAUCCAACCCGGCCAGAGGUCCCAGUACUCCAAGGGUUGAAUGUUGCAGUGGAGAAAGGUCAGACACUGGCUCUUGUCGGAAGUAGUGGCUGUGGGAAAAGCACACUGGUCCAGCUACUUGAAAGAUUCUAUGAUCCCCUCAGUGGAGAAGUGCUACUGGAUGGCCAGAAUGCAACACAGUUACAUAUCCAGUGGCUAAGAUCUCAGAUUGGAAUUGUUUCUCAAGAGCCAGUUCUGUUUGACUGCAGUAUUGCUGAGAACAUUGCCUAUGGUGUUAACACCAGACAAGUGUCAUUCGAAGAAAUUGUAGCGGUAGCUAAAGCCGCCAAUAUACACUCCUUCAUUGAAUCUCUACCAAAUAAAUACAACACCUCUGUGGGUGAUAAAGGAACUCAACUCUCUGGGGGCCAAAAACAACGUAUCGCCAUUGCUCGCGCUCUUAUCCGCCAACCAAGAAUUCUUCUACUGGAUGAAGCAACCUCUGCACUUGAUACUGAAAGUGAAAAGGUUGUCCAAGAAGCCCUGGACAAAGCCAGAAAAGGCCGUACCUGCAUUGUAAUAGCUCAUCGUUUAUCUACAGUGCAGAAUGCCAACAGCAUAGCAGUAAUCCAGAAUGGAAAAGUCGUAGAACGAGGAACGCAUCAGCAACUACUGGCAGAGAAAGGAAUCUAUUACUCCUUAGUUAAUGUUCAGGCAGGGCCAGCCCCCAUAUAAAUUAAGAUGUGAAACAUAUUGUUGGAAUUGAAUGUAUUUUUAGAGAUGGUGGUAAGAAAAGGUACUGCUGAGACCAUCCUUGCAUUAUGCAAAAUAAAGUUGCAUGAAGAUGAGCUGGAUUUCAGUAAGGAGUCUCCAAAAGGACACUUGCUGUUCUGAACCAUUCUUCAGUCUCCACAGAAGGGCUCGCUUACGUUUUGAUGUUCUCAGCUGUCCGAGAUACCUGCUUUGUACUUUUGAAAGUUGCAAUAUAUGAUCACUCCAUGCUCUUUUGCAGGGAUGGAUGGUGUUUGAAGCCAUAAAAAAACCCCCAAAAACCAGAGUAUUGAAACAAGACUCCCUUGUAUCCUCUAAGCCAGUUCAAGCCAAAAUAACAUACCUUAGCCUAAUUUCCAGAGUUGCUUCUUGAAUAAAACCUAGUGGACUCUGCUGGGGGGAAAACACAUCCAGUGCUUUCAAAGGCAGUUCUGGAUUUCCAGCAGGAGAGGUUUUAACCAAACCACUGUUUUUUCUGUGCCUGCUAUCAAACUUUCUGAAAAACACCUUGGAAUGGAAAACCCAGCCACUGGUUCCUUCCACUAAAUUUUAAUUCCAAAACAGUAACUGGGUCUUCUUCUAAGGAAGUGUGCUUCAGAUGAAAGCCUUUAACUACCUAUCCUUCACUACUGUUGUGAUGUUAAAAAAAAUGGUGCAGGUGCCUUAAAAUAAAGUUUCUUUUUUGUAUAUUUUCUUCAUUUAUUAAACCUAUUCUAUUCCA